AUGUCUUCUCACCCAGCAGCUCAGGAUGAGCAACCACAACCACAGCCGAGCCAAACACAAAUCUACCACGGGCUCUCAACCUACCCAUUCGCACAAGACCCAGAGUAUCAGAGCGGACUCGCGACGAUCCUGGGCCAUCCCGAGCGGGCAGCAAGCCCCCAAGAAAUCGAGCAGGAGGUGGAACUAGUGCUGCAGGUGCAGUGCUUCUACUUCGCAAGGAAAUACAAUCUGCAGCAGCCCGUAGAUCCGGUCGCGUAUCGGGCUUGGUUGAGGGAGAGAAAUGCAGCACUAGAGCAAGACCCGCAACCGCGGCGGCCGCCACAAUCACAACCAGCAGUAGCGGUAGCCACCGCCCCGCCAACCCAAGCAGCACCGCCCGCAGAUGACCAACAGCCACCUUACCCGACCUCCUUCGCCGCGAUCGUGGACCUGAUCACGCGAAACAUCCCCGUGCCAGGGAUCGAGGAGAUCCCCACGACGGUGCUGGAGCCCGGCUCGAGCAAAAUCGACAAGACGCCGCGGCGGAGGAAGCCGUGGGAGAAAGACGCAGAGACAGAUCCAGAUCAGGAUGAGAUUGAAGUAUCGAAGACGGGAGUGGACAAGUUGGAGGAGAAUGCUGCUGAAAAUGGUGCCGCCGCAGCAGGCGGUGCGGAGUCCUCUGCUGCUGCUGACAUGGUGGCGGGAGCCGUCGACGUCAACGGGCACCGCGAGACGGGCACCGGCGUCGUCAAUAUCUUGAAACCAAAUGCUGUGCCGGAUAGCGGGUUGCUGUCCAAGGACUGA
Molecule: messenger RNA, 783 nt
Organism: Exophiala aquamarina CBS 119918
Lineage: Eukaryota; Fungi; Ascomycota; Eurotiomycetes; Chaetothyriales; Herpotrichiellaceae
Exons: 2
Coding region: 1-783 (260 amino acids)
Source: RefSeq, a predicted model, not a curated record